GAUAGAUAAAACAGCAAAAACCUGUUACUAAAGUCAAGCAAACUAGGUUGUGUACAAGCGCGCCGUUACGUGGCUAACAAGGGGCGGGGUUGGUAAACUAUAAGCAAGUUAGGUUGCCGUUUGCGCGUGCGUACUUAAUCUCUCUGCGGAAGGAAGGAGAUUGAAUCUUCCUCUGUGGCCAUUGGAAGGAGCUACCUGGAGCCAGGUUGGAGUUUAUGCCAUAACGACGUCUUUGAGGCGAGUGGAGGGAGGGCCCCUCCAUGCCAGGGCCGCGAGGCCCAAGCGUUCGGCCUGCUCCUUCCGCUGCCAUCCUUUCUAACGUCGCCGCCGCCCUGGUGCUCUUGUGGCUUUUUUUGCUGCUUUGCGUCCCUCUAAGGGAGGCGGCGGCGUUUUCGGAGGGUGAUGGCCGGCCCGGAUUAGGACUCAGUGGCGCUGCAGCCGCGGCGCUUCCGUUAGUAGGUGAUGUGACUGUGGAAGACGAUGAGGCCAGUGGCGUGGCCCAGGCCGCAUCCUCCGCGGAACAGGAGGAAGAAGCAAUGGAAGCUCCCACCCAAAGCGGUAGUUUCAGAUCAUUAAUAAUUAUAAGUACUUUGGAUGGACGGAUUGCUGCUUUAGAUCCAGAAAACAGUGGUAGAAAACAGUGGGAUCUGGACGUGGGAUCAGGUUCUCUUGUUUCAUCUAGUCUUAGUAAACCAGAGGUGUUUGGGAAUAAAAUGAUAAUUCCCUCCUUGGAUGGAGAUCUUUUCCAGUGGGAUCGUGAUAGAGAGAGCAUUGAAGCUGUUCCAUUCACUGUUGAGUCACUUCUUGAAUCAUCCUACAGAUUUGGAGAUGAUGUAGUUCUGGUUGGAGGAAAGUCCCGAACAACAUAUGGGCUGAGUUCAUAUUCAGGAAAGGUAAAAUAUAUAUGUUCAGCAAUGGGCUGUCGUCGCUGGGAUGAUGAUGAGCUAGAGCAGGAAGAUAUUCUUCUCCUACAUAGAACUCAGAAAACUGUUCGUGCUGUUGGGCCCCGCAGCGGCAAUGAAAAGUGGAAUUUUAGCGUUGGUCAUUUUGAACUACGUUAUCUCCCGGAGACUGAAACAAGGGUAGGAUUUCUUGAAGGGAAUAUGAAAUCAAAUAUUAACAAAGAAGAUUCUAAAAUUAUUUCGGAAGUAGAAGAACAGGAAGCUACAAUGAAGGAUACAGUGAUAAAGGUUUCAGUAGCUGACUGGAAGGUUAUGGCAUUUAAUAAGAAGGAAGGACAUCUGGAAUGGGAAUAUCAGUUUUGCACUCCGGUUGCUUCUGCUUGGUUGGUGAAAGAUGGCAAAGUAAUUCCAAUCAGUCUCUUUGAUGACACAAGCUAUACCUCUAAUAAUAAUAUCUUAGAGGAUGAAGAAGAUCUUGUGGAAGCUGCUCGAGGAGCUACUGAAUCCAGUGUUUAUUUAGGAAUGUAUAGAGGUCAGCUAUAUCUUCAGUCAUCCGUUAGAAUUUCUGAAAAAUUCCCUACUAACCCUAAAGCUUUGGAAUCCAGAAAUGAUAAUGCCGUUAUGCAUUUGCCUACGAUCAAGUGGAAGCCUUUGAUUCAUUCUCCAUCAAGAACACCUGUGCUGGUAGGAUCUGAUGAAUUUGAUAAAUGUCUCAGCAAUGACAAGUUUUCUCAUGAAGAAUAUAGUAAUGGUGCUCUCUCAGUUCUGCAAUAUCCAUAUGAUAAUGGCUAUUUUUUACCAUACUACACACGAGAGAGGAAUAGACGAAGCACACAGAUAACUGUAAGAUUUUCUGAUAAUAUGAAUUCAAAGAUCAUCCGAAAAAAAGAUCCAGUUCUACUUCUGCACUGGUGGAAAGAAAUUGCUAGUACCAUCUUACUCUGUAUUAUAGCCACAACUUUCAUUGUGCGCAGGCUUUUCCAUCCUGAUGCUCAUAACCGGCAGCGGAAGGAAUCUGAAACACAGUGUCAGACAGAUAAUAAAAAUGAACAAACCAAAGACAACAGCAGAGAUGACCUUAAGAAUUCUGGAUAUGUGUCAAGGUAUCUGACAGAUUUUGAACCAGUUCAGUGUCUCGGUCGUGGAGGUUUUGGAGUAGUAUUUGAAGCCAGAAACAAAGUUGAUGAUUGUAACUAUGCUAUUAAAAGAAUUCGUCUGCCAAAUAGGGAGCUGGCACGUGAAAAGGUUAUGCGUGAAGUUAAAGCAUUAGCAAAACUUGAACACUCCUCUAUUGUUCGAUAUUUCAAUGCUUGGUUAGAAACACCACCUGAGAGCUGGCAAGAAAGAAUGGAUGAGUUGUGGUUGAAAGAUGAGAGUAUUGAUUGGCCACUCAGUUCUCCCAGUCCAAUGGAGGUGCCAUCGUUUAAAAUCAAAACAGAGCCAUUUUCUACUGAGGAAAACAUUGAAGUCAUUGCUACAUCUGUAGAAAAGAAGACUCUGAUUUCUGUAGGAAUAUCUUAUGACCAGUCAGAUUCAUCAGACAAUAAGUUUUCUCCUUUGGAGUUUUCUGGCAUCGAGAACAGAGAUUUGAUUCAAUUGGCACGUGCAGAAAAUAAUUUCACUCAUAGCUAUGAUAUGGAAGGCAGUCCUGUUGAUGAUAAUGAUCCUGUACAUUCCUUUGAAGUUUAUCUUCCUGCUAAAUCAGUAGUAAGGUUGAGGGAACGAACAUCUUCUUCUAUUGUCUUUGAAGACUCUGAUUGUGACAAUUCUCCCAAUAAAACGGGUAAUGUUACCAGUUUGCUUCAUGAUAGCCAUUUUGAAGAUAAAGUGACAAGCACAAGAGAGUCCAAUAAUAGAAACUCAUCUUCAACAAGCUCUUCAUCUGUUUCUCCACCAAGACCAACAACUUUAAGUUUGGACUGCUCUAACAACUCUGUUCAAAAACUUUUACCUACCACUCCAAAAGUGUAUCUUUAUAUCCAGAUGCAACUUUGUAAGAAAGAAAACCUUAAAGAUUGGAUGAACCGAAGAUGUACAAUAGAGGAGAGAGAAAGGACUGAGUGCCUUGUGAUAUUCCUGCAAAUAGCUGAAGCUGUCCAGUUCCUGCACAGUAAAGGAUUAAUGCAUCGGGAUCUCAAGCCUUCCAACAUUUUUUUUACAAUGGAUAAUAUAGUAAAAGUUGGAGAUUUUGGCCUAGUAACUGCAAUGGACCAUGAUGAGGAGGAAGAAUCUGUUUUAACACCAAUUCCAGCUUACGACAGACACACAGGGCAAGUUGGGACCAAACUCUACAUGAGUCCAGAACAGAUUUAUGGAAAUGCUUAUUCACACAAAGUCGACAUAUUUUCCUUAGGAUUGAUCUUGUUUGAGCUUCUUUACCCUUUCAGCACUCAGAUGGAGAGAGUCAGGAUUUUAAGUGAAGUAAGAAACCUGACUUUCCCACCACUGUUCAUUAAGGAAUAUGCACAGGAGCAUAAGAUGGUAAAGCACAUGCUCUCCCCAAGUCCCACAGAAAGACCAGAGGCUGCAGAAAUUAUUGAAAAUCCUCUUUUUGAAGAUUUGGAAUUCCUUGCAAAACCAGUGCUCAGGCAACGAUCCCGGACAAUGAGUUCAUCUGGAGUCAAGCAUUCAAGAUAGCUGAGUAAAUAAGUUGGCACAAUUACAGGAACCUUGAAAAAGAGCUUAAAUGACCAUUUAAAACAUUCCUGCAAUAUUCAUAUUCUAAGCUUCAUUUUUUUGUUAUCUGAUUCAUGCACAAUACUAUUACCAAAUGAAACUAAGAACUGAAUGCUUUCAGUCUUUUUCAAGUGAAUGAUUUUCACUUCAAAACCUGGACUGAUUUAAUUACAGUACAUUAUUUUGCAUUUGAAUCUUGUACAAAUGAUGCUUAUUAUGUAAAUAAAACUAAAUCCUGUAUUUUUAUAGAAACAAUGCCUUCUAAUACCAAUAUAUAAGCCUUGAUUCCUUUAUAUUUAAAAAAAAUGAAGAUGAUCCGAAAGGAUGCUAGAAAAGUAAAUUCAAUUUUGUCCUGGUAACCUACAAAGUGAAAAUUGUUUUACUGUCAGUUGCCAGGUUUAGAGCAAUAGUGUGAUAGGCUUCUUUUCGGAGAAAUUAAUUGAAGAAAAUGUUUAAAUUAAAUGAAAAAUAUGCUGAUUAAAAACAAACACUGUGUUGGAUAUGGUUUUGAAUUAUGCCAGAACCAAAUGAGGCUUUUUUUUUCUUUUUGUACUUUCAGGAAUAUAUGCCUAAUAUAAUCUUGAUAUAAAAAUUUUGUAGUAAUCAAGUCUUACACAUUUCUCAGUUAAAAUGUUACUGUUUAAUAAUGCCUUUUUCAAUGUAAAUAUGUUAAUUUUUAUUUAUAAAAUUGGAAGAACAAUCCAUUUGGGUUGGUAGUGUACAGCAUGCACUUAAAGUAAUUAUUAAGUGCAUUAAACUACUGUGACUUUUUUCAAGUCUGAUUUAAUAAAAUCAUUUUCAUUUAGAUGUAACUGUGUUGUCUUUCAAGAUUGACUAAAAAUAGCUUAAUUUGAUCAUUUCAUCCCAAUUUUUAUAUGGUAGUUUUCCAGCAUCCUGCUAAUUUUCCUACCUCUCUCCCCUGUUGCAUACUUGCUUCUUCUACCCUGUCUUCCCUUUCUGUAGGAAUCUCUCAGUUCCCCAUUGCAUUCAUCACCUUCACCUGCCUCCCCACUCCUCUGGGACUCUCCUUCAAGCCCUUAAUAGGAGAUGAGAAUAAAAAAGUGUUUGUUUAAAAUAAAUUUUAAAAACAUGCAAUAAAUAAAUAAUACAUGAAAAAUAUUGUAACUGUCUUUUCCAGGCUUCAUGCCCAGGAAAUAAGUAAUUGUAUUUAUACCAUUAUAAAUUAUAAAUAUUUUCCAAGGGUCUGAAAUUUGGUACAGAAGCUAGCCAGUGAGCUAGUUAAUUUUUAACAAGUCAUGUAAGAAAUGGAUGGGUAUUUGUUUCUCCUUCAAAUUCAAUCAUAUUUUGCAUAUCUUUAAAUUUAAAGAAAAUAUUUCUACCAAGUUGAAAGAAAAGUUAUCAAUUUUUUUUUCUAUAUGAGUUUGCUUAAAAUGCAAAUCGGUAGUUUAUAUAAAAACAAGUUAUACUGUAUGCAUAUUCAGUGCCAGAGUGUCUUCCUGACUUCUCAAAAUCAGAUGGCUCCCACCAAAUCAUCAGUAUGAUUUGAAAAAGUAGAUCAAGGGGAAAUCAAAAAGCUUUAUAUGUAUAUAUUGAUAUAUAUAGCUUGCCUUUGUAUGUUUGUUACCUAUCUGCAUAUUUUUGUGUUAAAAAGAAAGUUGUAUUUACAUUCUCUUUUUCCAAGAUUAUCCUCUGCAAAUUAAUAUGGGGAUACUCAAAGGCUUGGGAUUGGGUGGAUUCUACUUACCUUUACUAUCAGUUCGCAACAGGAGCGUGUGUGCUUCUGCGCAUGCACAGAUGGUCAAUUAUGGCAGGUGGGUGGAGCCUCCCGCCACUUUUACUACCAGUUCUAAAGAACCGGACACACCCAGAAGCAACCCACCCCUCCUUGGAUGUAACACUUAAAUCCUUCCUAUUUUACCCCAAAAUGCCAACACCUUACUGAGUUCAAACUUAAGAAAGUAACAUUCUGAACAAGGGUGUAAAAGAGCUAGGAUGUCUAAAAUAGGGAUACUCUAUCUGGCCUGCAAAAAUUCAGAGAAUGACAAAAUGGUAGCAAAGAAUUUUCUGUAGGUUUUUGCUGCUGAUUUAUUUUUAUUUAUUUAUUUUUUUUGUCAGAACCACAGUAUGUCUUGUCUGUAGAACAAUAUACUUGAAUAUUUGAGGGGAAUUUUCCCAUAGAGAUGCAAUCAGAAAUGAAGGAAAAGCUGGCAGCAUUGUAAAUAAAACACAAGAUAGAAGAUGACAAGAGGACUGGAAUAGAAGAAAUUUUAAAUUUCAAGAUUUCAGUUCUUAAUGGUUAUUAAUUUACACCAGGAAGUAUUUCUGAUGGGCAACUUAAGAUAAAGAGGUCAAGCCAGAGAUUCCUUUUAAGUAUCUAAGUGAACAUGGAAAAUUAUACCUGCCCUUAAACAGCUUUAUCUUCACCUUAUAAAUUCCUAUAUUCUCAACCUAAUAAUAGUGUAAAAUUAAGGCAUUAAACUAAAGCUCAGUUGUGGAUGUACUGAAAGUCAUAACUUUGGGGGGAAAUGAUAUAUCUAGAGAGAACAAACUAGCUAUUCCAUUAAUAAUAAAUUCCAGUUAAACUUAUCUCGAUAUAAGAAGGAAGAGUUGUUAACCGUUUAUGUGGAUGCCGGGUGGAAGUUAGGCCCCUCCCAUAAAAUGAGCCAACUAGAAUACAUAUCCAACCUCAGAAUCUUGAGACAGCUAUUGCAGCCUUUAUACUGGUAUUCGCCACUUUUGGGACAUGUGGACUAACUUCCAGAAUUUCUGGAAUUUGAAGUCCACAUGUUUUAAAGUUGCCACGGUUGAGAAACAAUGCUUUAGACCAUUAGUGGCUCUUUUCCAAAAACCAAACUUGUUUUUGAUCUCUGUUUUGAGGGAUGCUUCCUUGUGCUUUGAAAAAUCAAAAUGACAAGAUUGUGGUCUCUCACUGACUGAGAGUUUGUGCAGUCUACUGCCAAGUAAUUCAGUAUGGUAUGGGAGCAUUAAUUUAAGAGCACAAGUCAAUGUGAUCUGGUGCUGAUUGUAGAGAUUCAUUCAAAUUAUCAUUGGCCUACCAAUAUACCAAUAUAAGAUACACUAGUAUCUAUCAUCGUCAUUCAUCUGUACACAUACAUUGUUUCCAAAUAUUUGAUAUUUGAAAGCAUAUUAUUCCUGACUUCAAUAAAAUACACCCAUUAUGACUUAAAGCCAUCGAUAACAUUAAUAUUCUGAAAUUCAGUCAAAUGACAGGGCAAAACUUCUAGCAACUGCUGUAUAUUUGUAUAAGUGUAGCUUUGUGCUGGGUUGAGAAGCUUUUCCUUUAAUCUUUUAAACCAGUUUUUAUUCUGUUUUAUUGGAUGACCUGGGGUCUGAAUAUCAGGACAAAUCUUCUUUCCCCACACUUUACAUAAUUUUGUGUAUGCCUUUUAUUUUUUUCCCAAGCAAGAAGUUCCAACUUUUUGACAUUUGCCAUCUUCCCAACUUUAUAAUAUUCUUGUUUGAGGUACAAAUAUCAGAACUGUAUGCCAUCAAUUUUGUAAAUGUAUUUGAAACAAAGAUUUGAAUAAAAAUUACAAUUUUGUUAUUAUUGA
Messenger RNA from Pantherophis guttatus, 7111 nucleotides. It is a transcript of the gene EIF2AK3, whose product is annotated as eukaryotic translation initiation factor 2 alpha kinase 3. NCBI's taxonomy places the organism in Eukaryota, Metazoa, Chordata, Lepidosauria, Squamata, Colubridae. Gene Ontology annotation, cellular component: nucleus; cytoplasm. Gene Ontology annotation, molecular function: protein binding; ATP binding; eukaryotic translation initiation factor 2alpha kinase activity. The record is from RefSeq and is a predicted model, not a curated record. Gene Ontology annotation, biological process: eiF2alpha phosphorylation in response to endoplasmic reticulum stress.